AUGAUUGCCCUUAUCAAUAAAGGUGCAGGAUCUCGCUCAAGUGGUUUACCACUUCAGAGUAGUUCAUCAUCAUCUUCUUGCUCUAAUACCGCUUUGCAAGGAGUUAAACGGCCAUCUAAUCGUACACCUCAAUCAUCUGGUGUCCAAUUAAAACAACCAACAAAUCUUGAUCCUACCAAAAAUAAACGAUUUUCGAAAAGUUCCGAAGAGGAUUCAGCAUAUGCCGGUUUUGGUAGUUCAUCACCAAUUUCAUCAGCUGAAUCAUCAUCAAUGAGUCUUAAUUCAACAUCAUCAAAGAAUUCAUCCUGUAGUGGUAUCACCACCACCAUAACUCAUCCAAAACCACGAACAUUAUCUACUUUAACAUUUCAACAUACCAAUAAUUCUAAUCAUCGUUUUAGUGGUGGAAUAAUUCAACCACCAUCAAGUCCACAUGUAUGA
This is a messenger RNA of Loa loa (African eye worm), 441 nucleotides long. RefSeq lists its product as hypothetical. The transcript is spliced from 3 exons. The record is from RefSeq and is a predicted model, not a curated record. Lineage: Eukaryota; Metazoa; Nematoda; Chromadorea; Rhabditida; Onchocercidae. The coding region runs from base 1 to 441 and encodes 146 amino acids.